AUGAACAAACAAAAUAAUAUUUCUAUUAUAAUUUUAGGAAAAAACCCAACAAUUCCCGAUGAUAAGCUACUUCCAGGUCGUCGCAAUAUAAGUGAAUCCAUUUUUUCCUUUAUUGAUUCAAACGAUUCUAAUAUUAAUUCUGAAAUUUUUCUAACAACUGAUAAUCAACAAGUAUAUGAUGAAGCUCGACAACGUUAUGGUUCUCGUCUUCUUUAUGUAUCUGGCGAAAUAACACAUCUCGAUCGUUCAUUAAAUAUUGGCCAAAAAGUUUGCCGUGAACAAGAUAAACUUUUAACGGAUUUUCAUUUAUUAGGAGAACUAUGCGAUGUAUCAAUUAUAUCGAAUUCUGGUUUUGGUUUUUGGGGAAAUUUAAGAAGAUUUAAACCAUUCGAGCAGUUGUUCGUUUUUUGCGCCGGAAGAAUUUAUAAAAUUGAAUCGAUGUGGCAUUUAUAUAAAAUGAGAGAGCAAAAUAAUAACGGAGAGUCGUGUUAA
Messenger RNA from Rotaria socialis, 492 nucleotides. The record is from the annotation of a GenBank genome assembly. NCBI's taxonomy places the organism in Eukaryota, Metazoa, Rotifera, Eurotatoria, Philodinida, Philodinidae.